UCCCUCUUACUGCCUCCAUACCUCCACACUUUGCUGCAUCAUAAACCUUCAAAUUCCAUCUUUUCACUACCAAGAUUGUAUUUUUACGCAUUAGUAAAGCAUGUUUGCUUGAAAAUUCUGAACCUCUGACUUGAACAAAUUGUGGGUCUUCAUCUUUUUUCACAAGGUGAUGUAAGUUCUACAUUUCUUGAAAAAUGAAGGCUUGUUUAUACAUGAAAAGGACAUUGGUUUUCUUGAUUUCUUGUUUGUGUGUAACCAUGGAAGCAAUGGGCAAUGCAAGAAAUUCUAGUGCUUCUUCUUCUUCUGUAAGCCCAAAAGUUCUAAACAUUGGAGCAUUGUUCACAUUCAAUUCCGCCAUUGGAAGGUCUGCAGGGCAAGCUCUUGCUGCUGCAAUUCGAGACGUAAACUCGGAUUCGAGCAUUCUCAAUGGCACUAAGCUCAAUCUCAUCUUGCAGGAUACUAAAUGCAGUGGCUUUCUUGGAACAUUUGAAGCUAUGCAGCUUAUGGGGAAAGACAUUGUUGCUGCAUUCGGACCACAAUCCUCGGGCAUAGCUCACUCAAUUUCCUUUAUCAUGAACGAGCUCCACGUGCCUCUCCUAUCGUUCGCUGCAACGGAUCCCACUCUUUCAGCUCAGCAUCAGUACCCUUACUUCCUCAGAGCAACCAUAAGUGAUCAUUUCCAAAUGUAUGCAGUUGCUGAUCUCGUCUCGUAUUUUGGAUGGAGCGAAGUGGUGGCCGUCUUUGUAGACGAUGAUUAUGGCAGAAACGGGAUCUCUGUUCUGGGCGACGCUCUUGCGACGAAACGCGCCAAGAUCUCUUACAAGGCAGCCUUAACCCCCGGUGCGUCAAGAACCGAGAUUGACAGCGUGUUGGCGGGGGUGAACUUGUUAGAAACUCGAGUUUUUGUAGUACAUGUGAAUCCGGAUUCUGGUUUGAACAUCUUCUCAGUAGCUAGCAAGCUUGGGAUGAUGAGCUAUGGCUAUGUUUGGAUAGCUACAGAUUGGCUCACUUCUCUUCUUGAUUCAUCUGAAGUCGAGCCAGAGACCCUCGAGCUCUUACAAGGAGUCGUUGCACUUCGCCAUCACACUCCGGAUUCUGAUGCCAAAACAAGGUUUGCAUCUACUUGGAGAGACCUCAAGAGCAAAGAGACAACGCGCUUCAACACCUACGCGCUCUAUGCUUACGACUCAGUGUGGUUGCUAGCGCGAGCCCUCAAUGAGUUCUUCGCCAGUGGUGAAGCCAUCACCUUCUCUGAUGAUCCAAGGCUGCAAGAAGUAGACGAAGGCAGCAAAAACGCCCGCAUCACGUCUCUGCGAGUCUUCAACGAGGGCUCAAAACUGCUGCAGGUGCUGCUUAGGAUGAACUUCAGUGGUGCAGCUGGCCAAGUUCAGUUUGAUUCGGCCAAGAAUCUAGUCAAUCCCUCGUUCGAUGUUCUCAACUUUGGAGGGACUGGCUCGCGCAGUCUUGGCUACUGGUCGAAUCACUCGGGCCUAUCAACCGUUCUUCCAGAAUCACAACACACAAAGCCAUCAAACACUAUCUCUAAAACUAGUCAGCAUCUCUACGGUGUGAUAUGGCCUGGGAAGACCACGAAGAGGCCCCGUGGAUGGGUGUUUCCCGACAACGGGAAGCCUCUGCGGAUUGCAGUACCAUAUAGAGUGAGUUUCCCUAGUUUUGUGACUAAAGAUGAAGGGCCUUUAGGGGCUAAGGGAUUCUGCAUUGAUGUGUUUGAAGCUGCACUUGCUUUGUUGCCUUAUCCUGUCCCUCACCAAUAUAUCAUGUUUGGAGAUGGUAGAAGGAAUCCUUCCUUUGACAAUAUGGUCAAUGAUGUUGUACAAGAUAAAUAUGACGCUGCUGUAGGGGAUGUGACCAUCACAAAAAGAAGAACCAGGCUGGUGGACUUCACACAGCCAUACAUGAACUCGGGCCUCGUCGUGGUUGCUCCGAUACAGAAGGUCAAAUCGAGCCCGUGGGCGUUUCUGAAGCCGUUCACUUGGCAAAUGUGGGCUGUCACCGGGCUCUUAUUCCUCUUUGUGGGCACCGUCGUGUGGAUCCUUGAGCACCGAAUGAACGCUGAGUUCCGGGGGCCUCCGAGCCAGCAACUCGUGACUGUGUUUUGGUUCAGCUUCUCAACUAUGUUUUUCUCACACAGAGAAAACACAGUUAGCACAUUGGGGAGAUUAGUGCUUAUUUUAUGGCUUUUCACAGUGCUGGUUAUCAACUCAAGCUAUACAGCUAGUUUGACAUCAAUCCUCACAGUUCAACAACUUAGUUCAAGAAUUCAAGGGAUUGAUAGCUUGACCACGAGUUGGGAACCUAUAGGGAUCCAAGAUGGAUCGUUCGUGUAUAGAUACCUCGUCGACGACCUACACAUAGCCGAGUCAAGGCUACGAGUGUUAAAGGGCGAAGACGAGUACAUUAGGGCUCUGGAACUAGGUCCAUCCGGCGGUGGGGUGGCCGCCAUCAUCGACGAGCUCCCUUAUGUCGAGCUUUUCCUUUCCAACACGCGAUGCCAGUUCACCACCGUCGGACAGGAGUUCACUAAGAGCGGAUGGGGAUUCGUAAGUUCUUCAAAAUUCAUGGCUCCGUCACUGUGUGCGCGUAACAUCUCAAAUUUUAUUAUGUAUCUUCCAACUCAACAGGCUUUCCAGAGGGAUUCGCCGUUGGCUGUAGACCUGUCGACAACUAUCCUCCAGCUAUCGGAAAACGGAGAACUUCAGCGGAUCCACGAUAAGUGGCUCCCACGCAAACGGUGCUCAACCCUAGAAGAACCAACCGACGAAGCCCAACUUUCAUUGAAGAGCUUCUGGGGCCUGUUUCUCAUCUGCGGCGUCGCGUGUGUCGGUGCCCUGGCAUUCUUCUUUGGCCGGGUUUGUUUCCAGUAUAACAGGUUGAGUGUGGACGGAGGGGCGGUCACAGCUGGUUCGACCGAACCGGCCAACCAAUCGCGUUGCAGGCUCUUCAAGGCUCUUAUGGAUAUCAUCGAUAGGAAAGAGACAGAAAUCAAAGAUAUGUUCAGACAAAUGAGGGAAGAUUCGAAUAGGGAAGCUGAAGCCGGCCGAGACUCGAAAAGGCCAAGCAGCUAAAACGAGUUUGCUUCAUCGACUCUUCCCCGAACACACAGCCUAGCUUGGUAACACCUAUUGUGGAUAACAAGACAUACAGUUUGAUUGAUUGAUGAGUAAAAUACACGAGAGGGAAAUUGCUGCAACAGGGGCAUUUUCUUCAUUUCUUUACAUGACUUCUGAAUCUAUUAGAGAUAAAAAGGAGUAUAAUGUGUGGAUUGAACAUUGUGACAAAACUAUGUAAAAAAUUGGAAAAAAAAACAAAUAGAUCAUUAGCAAUAGUUUCAUCAA
Salvia splendens (bonfire salvia) is the source of this 3356-nucleotide messenger RNA. RefSeq names its product glutamate receptor 3.5. Gene Ontology annotation, molecular function: ligand-gated monoatomic ion channel activity. The record is from RefSeq and is a predicted model, not a curated record. Gene Ontology annotation, cellular component: membrane. Bases 195 to 3086 code for a protein of 963 amino acids. NCBI's taxonomy places the organism in Eukaryota, Viridiplantae, Streptophyta, Magnoliopsida, Lamiales, Lamiaceae. The transcript has 5 exons.